Tupaia belangeri chinensis (Chinese tree shrew) is the source of this 2812-nucleotide messenger RNA. RefSeq names its product phosphatase and actin regulator 3 (gene PHACTR3). Gene Ontology annotation, molecular function: actin binding. Lineage: Eukaryota; Metazoa; Chordata; Mammalia; Scandentia; Tupaiidae. The record is from RefSeq and is a predicted model, not a curated record. Gene Ontology annotation, biological process: actin cytoskeleton organization. The transcript is spliced from 13 exons. The coding region runs from base 601 to 2163 and encodes 520 amino acids.
GCCUGAUCAGCGGGGGGAGGGGCUGCGCUGCACGCUUGUCACCAUGGAGACUCAGGAAGCAAAGUGAUCAUUGAAUCCUUUCUCCACCAGAAGGCGAUUUUCGCUUCACAGGGAGAAGUCUGAGCUUCUGGAACGCAGGGUUCAAAAAAAGAAUCAAAGCUGGUGUUUUGGUAUCAAGCCACAGGACCCAGUUUUGUGUCAGAGAAGCACACUCCCUCGGGAGAUUCUGUUCUGAUAACGAGCUGCCUUUUCCUUCCUGGAAGACUCGGUUCCUCUAAAUGUAACCACUGGGCGUGGGGGGCGCUGAACGGUGGUCAUCACGGAGGGACAGUCCCCAGGGGCAGGCUGGCUGUGAGGGCAGGGUUCCUUCACGCUGGGACACAGCGGAGCUGCGCCAGCUCACCGCCCGGGUGCAGCACUCGCAGGCGGCUCUGCGGCUCAGGCCCUGUCUGCAAAUUUGGCGAGUCUUGAUUUCUUUGUUAGGACGAUUGACACUGUGUCAUUUGGUGACACGAAGGUACAAGCCUGAGGAAAUCCUCCACUUCUCUAUCUGGAAGGACACGUUAAUUUCCUUGGAGUUUCAAGCAGAGGCCAUAUGAAAUGGACCAAACCCCCCCAGUGCGCUCCGAGUAUCUGGUCUCAGGGAUCCGAACUCCCCCCGUGAGGAGGAACAGCAAACUGGCCACCCUGGGCAGGAUCUUCAAACCCUGGAAAUGGAGGAAAAAGAAAAACGAGAAGCUGAAGCAGACGACCUCAGUACUGGAGAAGAAGAUGGCCGGCAGGCAGGGCCGGGAGGAGCUCAUCAAGAAGGGGCUGCUGGAGAUGAUGGAGCAGGAUGCUGAGAGCAAGACGGCCAGCCCCGACAGCCCCCAGUCCGCGCAGAGCGAGCCGCCCGCACCCCAGCAGGACGUGCCGACACCAGAAGAUGCCCAACCGGGAAGCCCCUUGGCCGCAGAGGCUGACCAGGCUUCCGUGGAAGAGCCGCCGUCCUCGGACGCCCACCUGGAUGACGCAGCCAAGAUGCAGUCUGCACCCGGGAGUGAAGACGUGGACGCCGAGCACGCCCGCAGCCUCCUGCCCACCCCCGACGAGCUCUCUCAAGCCUUAGCUGGGUCUGACUCCCUGGAGAGUGCUCCCAGGCCCCUGGAGAGACCCUGGGGCCAGCUCCCCAGCCCCCCGCAGCUGCCUACCCCGCCACCCAAGGCCAGCUCCAAAGCCACAAAAAGUGUCACAGGCCAAGCUACGUUCUUCCAAGGCUCCAGCAUGAAGAGUCCCUCCCCUCCCCUCCGGGGGCAGCUUUCCACGCCCACGGGGUCUCCGCAUCUCACCACCGUCCACCGGCCACUGCCCCCAAGCCGUGUCAUCGAGGAGCUGCACAGGGCACUGGCCACAAAGCACCGCCAGGACAGUUUUCAAGGAAGGGAGAGCAAAGGGUCCCCGAAGAAGCGGGCGGACGUCCGGCUGUCGAGGACGUCCAGCCUGGAGCGGGGCAAGGGGAAGGAGGAGGCGUGGAGCUCAGACGGUGCCACAGAGAGCAAGCGGGCCGUGGCCAAGGAGUCCGAGGAGAACAAAGAGAACCUGAUCCUGAACUCCGAGUUGCAGGACGACCUGCUCCUGUACCAAGACGAGGAGGCACUCAACGAGUCUGUCAUCUCCGGGACACUGCCGCGGAGAUGCAAGAUGGAGCUGCUGGCGGUGAAGCUAAGGACCCGGCCCAGCAAGCAGGAGCUGGAGGACCGGAACGUUUUCCCCCAGAGGACCGAUGAAGAGAGGCAGGAGAUCCGGCAGCAGAUUGAGAUGAAGCUCUCCAAACGGCUGAGCCAAAGACCCGCUGUGGAGGAGCUGGAGAGAAGAAAUAUCUUGAAACAAAGGAAUGACCAGACGGAGCAGGAGGAGAGGAGGGAGAUCAAGCAGAGGCUGACGAGGAAGCUUAAUCAGAGACCCACUGUUGAUGAAUUAAGAGACAGAAAAAUUCUGAUACGGUUCAGUGAUUACGUGGAAGUAGCGAGAGCCCAAGACUAUGACAGGAGGGCCGACAAGCCUUGGACGAGAUUGUCGGCGGCGGACAAGGCAGCAAUUCGUAAAGAAUUAAAUGAAUACAAAAGUAAUGAAAUGGAGGUACAUGCAUCAAGCAAGCACUUGACAAGAUUCCACAGGCCAUAGAGAUUUUCUUCUGAGAAGAAUUUGUGUUUAAUUUUUGAUACCAACACUGAACAUUCUUCAGGGAACUUUCCUGAAGGCAGCCCGGACCACCUGCUGUGCCCGUGCGGGGCAGGCUCCCGCGGGGGCAGCCGGCCACUCGCCCGCGAGGGGAGUAACCGAGGUCACACUGCCGUCUCGCUGGAGGAGUGUGCGGGUGGGCCGGAGAGGACUGGCGUGGCUCCACCAGAAGCAGCUGUCGUCUGCCUUCCGGCCUGUGCCGCGGCUCUGCAGAGUGACAGGGGACGGACGGGCGUGUGUGAGCUCACCACCCUCAGGCCUCCGCACAAGGGACAUGGGACGCAGUGUCGUUCAGUAUUGUCGAGAGACGUUUUUACUCUGAUCACUUUAAUUCAAACUCUUUAAGUUCGUGUUAUACAAAAUGAUUUACUGUAUUAUAAUUUUUCUUUUUUUAUAUAAUGUCUAACAAAAAAUACAGCUGCAACCUUUUGAUUCCUGUUAAUUUUGUUCUUCGAUUAAAUACUACUUAUUGCAGGAAAUGGACCCAGGCUUUACAUUUUCUUGGGGCUGGGCCAAGCAAUAUUCUAGAACAGGGGUCUGUGAAACCGGUCUGCUCGACUGCUUUCGAAGCAUCAGAAUCCGAACACAAGAG